AUGGAGAACUCAGAAGAUUUAGAAGAGAAUACCGGGGUAUUGGUUGCUGGUGUUGUGUAUGUUUAUAUGAAUCAGAACUUUCAUGUAUCCAGAAAUGUUAGAGCUCAAUGGUUUUUCAAACAUUUGCACAAAAAAUUGUCAUUCCUGCCAAAGGAUGAUUUAGCUAUUCAAGAAAAUGAAAUAGAAAUUUUAUCAAUUUACCCCCAGGAUCCUCCCCCAGAUUGGGGACCUGAUACAAGUUCUUCCUACCAGUAUUUUAUUACUUCCAGUACAAAUAUUGUUUAUUUAUCCAAAAACAAUAAAGCGGUUUACUGCUUAGAUCUUAGUCCGUCUCUUUCUGCUGUUGAUAUCCAACAUGGACAAGUUAUGUUAGAUGAAAUUAUAUCUGCUGUGAAAAAUAGCAUUGAAGGAAUAGUCAAACGGUUUGUGGUCCCAGGAACAAGAUUAAUAUUUGAACCUCAUUUAUUUGUUACUGUUAUAGUUCAUACACCAUUUUUCACAACACCAGCCCAGCAGGUUUUGGUCCAAGGCUGGCGUGUAACUGAAGCUAAUGUUGAAGAGUUUUUGGCGGCUAUUGUAAAACAAUUGGAACUUUUAGAGGAUACCAUUGCAGAAGUUUCUGGUUUGGUUCAUGAUGAAAUAGAGAGCACACAACUAAAACAAGCGGAAUCUGAACGUUUAGUAGGUGGCUUAUUCGAAGAAAUUUUAGAGAAGCCAAUGCCUCUUUGUAGUGUAUCAAUGGUUGGCCCAGAUUCAGGCUUUAUCAACUUACUUCGCUAUGGAAUGCUUGCCUUAAGACUUUUACCCAACUGUAAUUUAUCAAAUUUGAUUGUUGUUACUGAUGGAAUGAUUACACUACCUGAUAUUCAUGUUCUCGAUUCUGUAUUAACACAGCUGAGAAGUAAUGCAGUCACUGUGUCAUUUUUACAUGUUGGUAGCCAAUUUCACCCACAUUCUUGUCAUGGACUUGUUCCUUAUUCUGAGCUGAUGGAAUUCAUAGCUUCAGCAACACUUGGAACAUACAUUCAUUCUCCACCUGCCAUAAGUAAAAAUGACUGCUAUAAUUUUUACCAUGAAGCUUUUAUUACCUGGUGUUUUAGAAAAAAAAUCAUGGUUCAAAGCAUAAUGUUCGCAAAGGCUAAGACUGGCACUUGGAAAAUAAGCAAUCAAAGUUUUUAUGGAAAUAGAGAACACCAGAUGUUGACUAAAAAACAAAGUGAAGAGCAUCUUAUUGCUAGUCUUACAAGUGUUCUUUGCUGUCGAUUGCAUGAAGGCUAUAUAAUCAAGAAUGUUCUUGUUCGGGAGAAAGAACUAGAAAUAACUAUGGUGUUGCCUUGGUCCAAUCAUAUAUUUAUAGAAUAUGUAAUUACAUCAGAGUGGCCUAUUAGUAGCUUCAAGAAUUUGGUACAUUAUAGUUUAUCUGUUAAAGCACCAUAUGAAUUUCUUCAUGAUAUUACUUGUUUGAUGAAGAAACCGUUUCAUUCGCCAUACAGACAAGCUGUUGUUUCUCGUUUCUGGGGUACUUUAAAAACAUUAUCACACACAGAUCUUCUAUUAUCUCAUUUGGAUUCAUUUUCUGAAAGUCCAAUGGCUCAUACUAUUCCUGAUAGCAUAAAAAAUGGAAUGCCUUUAUUUUAUCUCCCAUCUAAUUUAACCCCUCCUGAACUUUCUUCAAGUGGAACAUCUUGUCCUUUAUUUGCUCAAUUUUGGAGGCCUGUUGUACUUCUAGAGCCGAGUGUUUGGCAAAAAUGGUUGCACACUCAUCGUCUUGGUUUAAUACUUCAACCUGACCGACCAUUGCCUCAUUCGUUGCAUGUACUUAGUAUAAAUCCCCGUUCUCAGAUAUUACAAUGUCGACAGGCUGAAGCAACAUUAUAUGGAGCAUUGAAGAAGUUGACAACCUUUGUAUUAAUAGAAAACCAUUCAUAUAUUAAAAUUAUGCCACCAACUGAAGGAGAUAAAGGACCUACCUGGUUUUUUAUUGUGCGUGUUACUUCAAAGCCACCAUGUGCUGUUAUACAUAUUGCUUUUCUUGGAGGAACUCCUGGGAACCUAAGGCAUCAGGUAGUUGAAGACAUCAAAGAAGAAAUUAAAAACCUGAGAAUAGCACAACGUGCGGAUUCACUGAGAAAAUAUGACCUACCUCUGGAAGCUCACUUGCGUUCUGAAGUUGAAUGUUGUACCCUUAUACAAAAGCCACUGGAAAAAAUACUUAUAAGGUAUGAAAGAAUGCCAUGUGAAUUUGGAACUGUGAUAUUUCCUGAUGGAACACAGCCAGUAAGUGCAGCUAAACCUUUGAAACCAGCAAGUACAUUAAUCACAACUCUUUCAAGAUAUUUACAUCACAAAAGAUCAAUAUGGGAUGCACACACUCCUCUUGCCUCUCACAACAAUUUAUUACCUACAAUGCUUACUACUUUAACCAGAAUGCGCUUACAGGAAGGUUUUAGAUUUGCACAUUGUACAGCUGGAAUUAUUAACAUGGUACUUGAAGUUCAAAUGAAGUGUUAUGAUGAAGAAGAGCUAUCUGAAAAUCAAGGAAAGUUUCAACCCUGCAUUAUUCAGUACAUUCUUUUUCCUCCACAUAUGACAAGUGCUAGUACAAAGGGCAGUAAUUCUGGUGAUGAAAUGCUUGAUGAAAAUGAAGCUGAAUUGCGAACUGAGCUAAUAACAGAAUGUUGGAUCGAACCCCAGCAUGGUGAAGUAAAUAAGAGCCCUGUAAACAGGGGAUACAUGGAAAAACUUCACUAUCACCAGAUCGCUGAUAUGAUUUGGAGAGUUGAUGCUGAAUGCAUUUCAAAUCUAUUGACAUUUGAUCAUCUCCAGCUAAUGUGCCACAACCAGCAAAUAACUCCUCCGAUAUCGCUUGACCCAUCUUCACUACAUCAAAAUCCUUUAGAGAACUGGCCACAUGCUGUUGCCAUUGAAGACGAAAGAAUUCAUCGUAUACCCUUUGCUUAUAAUUUAAUGAAUUUGCUACCAAAAUGUCAGCAAGCUGAACUGCUAUCAUCGAUGUUCAUACAAGAAUUAAGUGAUGAUUGGGAAAGUAAAAACAGAAAUGAUUCACCCAAUAAUUUGCUAAUGGAAAAUUUUCUCUUGCAACUUCAAGAAUUACACCAUAGAGAUCUUACUCUAAGUGACCAUGAGGCUACUCAGCUAUUGGAAUUGAUCACUAGUCGCCCUCGUGAUUGUUCGAAAAGGCCGAUUCCUUUUCCAACUGAACACAUUAAACCUGAGACAAGAAAGGUUUCUGUAGCAGAUUCUUCUGAAACUGUUGAAACAAUUCCUGUGGCUAAUGAUUGGGCUAGACUAAUAUCAUGGGCAACAUACCAAACUGAGGUUUCCAGCUCUUCACCAGGUUCUUCUGAUGAUGCCAAAAAUGCUAGAAGAUCUACAAAGAUACCUCUCUGGUUUAAUAAGAAAUAUAGGCCUCAAAUACCCAAGUGGAGGUGUUUUGUCAAAAGUAUGGCCUCUACACAUUGUGUAUUGACAUUUAUACCAGCUUCCUUCCAUGAUCUAAAAAUGCUUAUGCUUAAGAAUGAACCUAAGGUUUAUAAACCUGUUGAUGGCUCAAGUAGCGGAGAGGACCAAAAAACAAACAAACUUGUUCUUCAAUCAAACUUAAACCCAGAAGCAGAACCAUUCCACCCAAGAAAUGUAAUGGACACAGAAAAGUUGCAAAAUAGUAGUUCAAAAUCUUCUAGUAAAAGUAUUUUGGAAACCGAACAAAGUGAAGAUGAUUUAGUAUUUGAAUCUGUAUCUGGUAUGAAAGAAACAAAUAAAAUUUUAGAUAACCCUUUUCGUCUUCGUUCCAGUUCUUGGGAUCCUAUGAAGAAACAGUCAGAAGUUUCCAAGUUGGAUUUUAGAAGAACUAGAACAAGUUCAGUUGGCGCCAGAAUAAAACCAUGGCACUUCUUGAAAAAAUCUUAUGAUGAAAGCGAUGAUCUAAAAGUUUCUCAAAACUCUGUAUUAGGUGCUUUAACCUUACCAAUUUACAUAUAUGACUGCCCCUUAUCAAAUUUAGUCGAUGCUCUUAUUUUUAAAACAAGUUUUGAGAGGAGACCUGAUAUAUUCCAAGAUAGAACUAAUAAAAGUGAAAAAGUCCUUCAAAGUGAAAAUCCAUUAUUUGCUAAAUCAGAAACGGAUACAACCCCAGAUGAGCUUGAUCUUCAUCAUCAUUGCAAGGUUGUUUUACAGGCAUUCAGUAAGUGUUUUGUAGUUGCUCUUUUUAAAUCUCUUCACCUGAACCACAAAAUAAACACUUUAGAUAUUCAGACUGCUGUUGAUGAAUGCGAAGAAACCCUUCUAGAAAUAGAUAUAACAAAAUAUAUCCAGACAAUAUGUGGGCAUUAUAAACAGAUGUUGAUUGAAUCCAAUAAGUGUAAAAAUUUACCAGUUUUAUUAUCCCAAUAUUGCCAAAAUAAUGAGCUUAUACCUUUACACAAGCUUAUUAGACAAAGAUUUUUAGAGAUUUUGACUGUGUGUUUUAAAGCAAUUCCUAGUACUCCAGAAUACUACUUUUGUUGUCCUACACAACUCUCAAGAUUGGCUGUUGAUAAUCAGGAAUAUGAUAAUAUUACUUUACAAUCUGAUGUAAUAGAAUUCAGUAGUAAUCAGAACAGUAGUAUAGGUGUUUGGGACAGAAUUGGAUUUGAAUCUACAUUCGAUGAUGCUCGUACUUCACUAUUAUCUAAUAUGGAUUCAGAUAGCACUAGUGAUUCUUUAUACGAUGUUGGAGAUGACUUGUUUCCAUUGUUUCUUCAUUUAGUUUGUUCAGUUCGUUCGCAAAAUAAAGAUUUCAUGUUAAGUAAUGCAGUUAAGGUACUCCCAACUUGCAUAGGGGAGUUGUUUAGUGAGAGUAAAUUAAAUGAAGCAGCUGCAUUGGAUUUAGCUAGAGCAACUGUAACAUUAGAUAUGUACUGUUUAACCUUACCUGCACCUUACCCUGCAGACUUGCCUAUUUCUGAAAGUAAUCAAAACUCAGAUGCUAUUGGCUUAGUUUCUUCUCAUUGUGAUUCUCAGAUACUUGGGUUGAACGAGCAACAUUACGCUUGCGAAGGUUUGAAAACAAUUGAUAGAUUACAACAUCUACCUUUUCAACAGCACAAGGCUAUAAGUGUUUGUGUUACAGAGAUUGAAUGGUUUUUGAAUGAUGAAAUUGCUGUUUUUCUACUCGACUGUUUACAAGUUGUUGAAUCAACUCUAAUAUUUGUUGCUAACCAUGUUGCGAAUUCGGUUGGUCGCUAUAGUUGUAUUUUAAACUCUGUGCAUCUAAAUUUUGUUUUUGGUAUCAAACCUAGUCUAGAAAAGUUCAUAGAGGAAUUUUCCCAGCUUAAACUUCCAGGGUAUAAACUGAAAAAAGAAGGAGAUUUCUAUUAUGUUAUAAAAGAUCCAAGUACUUCUAUGCCAACAAAAUAUUAUUCUUUUUCAUCUCUUCCUGAAAUGAGUGCUAUUUCUUCAGGUGAAGAAAUAAAAAUCAAUGAAGUAAUGAAUACUGGAACUAGUAUUUCAGAUACCAGGUUUGAGGAUUGGUGCUUCUUUCCAAAGAAUUAUUCUUGUAGUAUUUCUAAUAAAUGGAUUGCUGAAUUAAAUGAUUAUCGCAAUGAAAUUCCUAAUUUCUGGUUGAUUUUAAAAGUAGACGAAGAAAAAGUUACUUCUUACUUUCAUUGCAGGUUUUUAGAAAUUCAUUGUGAAGAAGUUCAACAUUACAAAGAUGUACAUGCCCAAGUUCUUAAUAAUAUUGAAGCUGUUUGCAAAGCUGUUAACCAAACUUUGCUUUUACGUAGUUUACAUGAAACCCGAAUGUGUGAUCCAUUACUUGAACCUGAAACAACUGAUGAUAUUUGGAAACCUAGCCAGCUUCUUGUUAGGAGUACUGAAGAUGGUGUAGAUAUUGACAUGAGAGGAAGCUAUGCUGAAGUUAUUCAGAAAUUUCAACCUGGAUGGUUUUCUUGCCCUGUGGUGUGGCAAACUCAUUUUCUUUUGCACCCGAGACUCAAGACUGGUCCCGGUAAACCAGGCCUAUCAAGAGCUAUACAAGCUUUAAGAACAGUAUUGAAUAGAUUUUCUGUGAAUAACAGAACAAAUAUGUUUGUGUAUCAAGAUAACCAUCAAAAUAAUGUCUUUUAUUUGAGACUUCAUGAAAAUACAAGAUUCAACUCAAAAGUCAGUGGUCCAGAAGAGGAUAGUUCACCAGGUUCUGUUUCAAGAAGUUCUUCUAUCAAUUCCUUAAACUAUAAAAGAACUAAUGAAGAUGUUUCUACAAAGGACAUUAUACCUAAAUUAAAAUCUUUGGAUGAAUUCAGUGAUAUUUCAAGUCCAAGAAAUGAAGAUUUCUUAACCCUUAAAGUUCAUGGGAUAUCUCCAGCUGGAAUGGAAGUAAAAAAUGAGUUGGUUCAAGUAUUACAAAAUCGUCUAGAUGAUGCUGUUUUAGAAGUUGUGUCAGUAAUGUUAGCAAGGAAUCCCAUGUGUAAACUUACACCUGAUGAUGUGCAAUUUAUUCAAAAACCUAAUAGUAAUCCUGAAGACAUUAUUCAGAUAUCAUUUCCUAAAUAUUGUUACCCAUAUUUGGGAGCAUUGUCCUACUAUUUAAAGCAAAAUAUAUUACAAUUUUUGUUUUCUCCUAAAUAUAUCGAUACCCGAUGUCAGUUUCAAGAUUAUUCUCAACCAGAAGGAUCUCAAAAAAGAAUCAAUGACUCUAACUUAUUUUUAUAUAAUCAAAGCCCUGUAUCAGGAAAUAAAGGCAUAGCUUGUUUAGCUAUUUCUCUUGUUGAUAAAAGUGGAAAUGUUAUUUCAAACAAAGAUUUUAAAAAUGCUCCAUUUGAGGACUUAAAUGUUUGUUUAGAUAGAGAAAAUUAUGAAAAACUAACAACAUGUGAAGUUUUUGAUUCUUCAGAAACAGAAUUAUGUCCAGAGGUAUUACUUGAAAUCAGGUUGUGGAAACAAGGCAGAAUUAACAAAGAAGCAUUGAUAAAUAAACUUAAGAACACCUUACAGUAUGCACUAUGGGACUUGAUAACCGAAUAUUAUAUAUUUAGGACUCCUAUAUUCGAGGAAUAUGAUGAUUUUGUGGCAACCAGUUUGAUAUUAAGUAAACUGUAUCAUAUAUUAGUUCCACAAUGGCUUCGAUUUGGUUAUGAAUUAAAUGUACCAGCUGUUAAAACACAUUCAAUAAAAUUAAUGUCAAGACAUGCUGUCAACAUUACAUUGAAAGAGAUUAAUCAGCUGGUGGCACCUCAAGAACAUUUCACCUUUAUAUGUUGUGAAAACCUGGAAAGAAACAGAGCAGAUUUGAUCACUGGGUGCAUUGAAGUACCUUGUUCAGCUAACUGCUUAUUGAUUUCAGGAAACAUACCACAUUGGAAAAGUUAUAGUGAUGGUGAAGUGGCUAAUAAUUUCGACACAGAACCAAAAAAUCAAAAAACAAACCAAAAAUUUUCACAGCUGACAUUCUCAUCACAUGAUACAGGGCAAAUAACUAUUCCUCGACAAACCUUUUUAAUAGCAUUAAUUAAUAAUUAUGAGGUUGAUUUAUUUAUGUAUAACUGGUCUAAAGAUAGAGUAGAAUUCAUGACAAAGCUUUUAACUCAGCUAGGUCAAUGGCUUGGUUCUCGAUCUAACUUUUUAACCGGAAUUAUUACUCAAAAAAUGGGUCUGUUUCAUAACCAGCCUUAUAUGCGGAAAUCAGCUGCACAAAUCAAUUAUCCUGAAGGAAAUGACUUAGAUAGUUUGAUGACUUUUGCUCCAACAGCUUCACGAAAAAUCGGAUUCAAUACUUUGUCCAACUAUACUCAAAUAUUGAGGGAUUCUGAACCUGUUACAUUAAAGAAAAUUACAAAUGAUCCUGUUUGUGAAAAUAUAAAUCAGAUAAUGAGUUUAAAAAUAUUGGACAGAAGAGAGCAACAGAAAAAAUUAAGAGUUAUGUGGCAGAGUAGAGCAGCUACACAUAUACCAAUGUCAGAAGAUACAUUAGAAUUAUUCAUGCGCUAUUCACGUAUUGUGCAUUAUUGCCUUACUCCCCUUCUUUUUUUACCCAAUUGGAGACUUCAAUCAGCUGCAACUCGAGAUCAAUCUCUUAUAGUUAGUCCUCCUCUACAGGUCUAUGAUAGUAGUAAAAGGCAAGAAUUUGAUUGGCAUGAAAAAUUAUGCUUGGUUUUUUUGAAUGAGUACAAACAGUAUCUUCAGACAUUAGGAUUUGUUAAUAUACAAAUGGCUCCAAGCACUCCCUUGCAAAUGAAUCAGAGCAUAUAUGAUUCUAGAAAAGGCUCUAAACAUUUUUUGCAGCGAUCUUUGCUUGGUGGAGUCUUAAUGUUUGAACUAUCAUUGUGUGAACCCUUUUUUCAUGUAAAAUUACAUGCCUUAGAAUGUUCUCGAAUCCAGGGUAAAUCUACCCCCUCCCUGAUUACACAAAUUGUUUUUAACUUUUUGGAAGAAAUUGAUAAGAUGAAGGUUUCAAUGCAUCUUCAUUCAUUUGCUUAUGAUUAUCAUCUUCGAUGUCUCCAUUCAUACAUUUCAGAUCCUCAAUCUUACUUAGAGACAGAAUAUCACAUAACUAGUUUUCUUGAUGAUUUUUUAAAGUAUUAUCCUAAAGCUCCAAAUUUUGCUCGGAAUUUGGCAUAUUCAGGUUCUUUGUGUGUCUCUGAUUUAUCUACUCCAGCUCUCCAACUUUUUCACUAUUUGCUUAGUCACGCAAAGGAUUAUGACAUGGAAGUUAAAAGAAUGGUAUUCAAUGAAAAAAUAGAAACAGAAUCCACUUCCUCUCAGGAAUGUGAAUAUGUUCUUGUGAAGGUUGGACCAGCACCUGUAGUUACCUAUCGAGAAACCCAUGAUAUCAAGCAUAUAGAUGAUUUGGAUAUGACUCUAAUAAUUACCUAUGAUAGGUCUAGUAGAAAUAUAACAAUUAAACUUCACUAUUAUAUUGUGCUUACUACUAAUAGAGAUCUAUAUCCUAAACUGGAAAUGGAAUGGAAACUUGGAAAGUUUUGUAAUGUAUCUACACUCAGUUGUCUAAAUGCUCAAAUUAAUACAAAUAACACAGAGGCCUUAAAUAGUACAGAAACUGAGACAAGUCAACUUAAUAAUUCUUCAGAAUCUAUUGAGGACACAGAACAUCUUGGAAUAAGGCAGGAAGCAGUUAAUUAUUUAGGAUAUUACUCUUCUCAUGAACAACUGAUGCAUGAAAUUGUGUUAGAAGAAGCUUCUGCUGCUCGAAAAAACAUUGAAUGUAUGAUUAAGAAAGGUUCAGUAGACUGCAGAGUUCAUCUUUUAUGGAAUAAACUCCUCUCAAAUUCAACCUCUAAUCCAUUAUCGUACAUAGAAUUGUUUGAAAUGAAGGAUUUAGCAUAUAUUCAGAGUUUUCUUGAACUAGAUGUGAGACUUUCACCAAUGCUUACACAACCUGCUUACUGGUACCAGGGCCUAAUGAAAAUAUUGAUGGCCAAAUACAGUGAUCGAUACAAACUUUUCUCUUCUAGUGAUAAUAAUAAUCAACACUUGCUUAUACUUCAUCCUCGAUUUCUUGAUGGCUUUGUCAUGUUAUCCUUGGAUUUGAAUAAUAAUGCAGGGGAGAUAAAUGUCAUCUUCAGGCAGCCUCCUGCUUCAAAUUGUGAAGCUAUUGCUGAUGAUAUUCACAGUUUGAUUGAAGGUGUUAUCAAUGCUUGCUGUUACCAUUUGUGGAUAUCUCUGAUAACUUAAUACAUUACUAAAUCCAAUUUGUAAAAGUGCCUUAAAACUGAAAUUGCCAUCACUACAUUCCCUUUUUCUCCUCGGAGAUAUUACCACUGUAAUCAAUUCUUUAUUAAUGAGUUAAAAAUUGAGAAUUAAUAGUACUGAUGUUUAUCUGUGAUUUAAAACAUAUUUUAUAAAUAAUUUAGAAUAUUUUUUUAUUUUGUUAGUUUUAUUUAAGCAACUUAAGAGACAUAAGAUUGUCAGAUAAGGUAAUGAGAAUUGUAAUUGCUCAGUGAUUCUCCAAUCCUUUCAUAUUGUUAUUUAGUUCAAAUAGUUUAUGUAUUUAUAAAUGUUACUAGUUAUAAGUAUUAAAGAGUUUUUGCCAUUUAAGGUCGUAUAGCUAUUAAUUUGCUCAUAUAAAAGUUAAUGUUACUUGUUAAACAUCUAGUCUAUCUAGUGCUUAAUUUCAUGGUUAGUCUUUACAUGUAAUAAGGAUUUUUUAAGGUUUUCAGUGUGCCAUGUAAGGCUUGCUUAUCUUUAUACCUCACUCAAGAGUUAAUUGUUUGUUUUUUUUUAAACUAAACAGUAUUUAUGUAUGUUUGAAAAUUUAAUUUUUUGAUUAAAAUAAAUGAAUGUCUUUAAAUAGAAAUACUCAUUUAGAGUCAAUUAUAUGUUAUAAUUUGAAAUGCUAAGUAAAAUAAUCUAUCUAUUCAGUAUUUUUUUUUCACAUUUUUACAAUCACAAAUGUUUCUUUGGCUGUAUUGGACAAUGACAAUUAUUUUAAUGAUUAUAUAAAUUUAGAGAGGAAUGAUUCCAUGAACCAAAGAAAAAUUAUUAAAAUAUCAUCAAGUUUAAAAAAUUCAAAAACAAAAUGAAAAUUAUGCCCAUUUUCAUUUGGAACUUUGAUGACAGUAAUGUAAUGUAUUUUCUGUGGACAUUCAAAAAAAUCUAUUUAAUUCUAUGUAUGUAAACAAAUUAAACCAGACAAAUUUAUAAUUCUGUUUUAUGAUCUCUGCUUUGUUAUAAUUUACUGAUAGAACUUUUAAUUCUAAUCAAAACCUUUAUACAGUUGAAUUUCUUAUUAAAUAAAAGCAAUUCUUUAUAAAUAACAUUUUUAUUGUAACAUUCAUAUGUAGUUUCUAUUCUGGAAUUAAAAAAAAAAAAGUAUAUUUUCCUUUAAGCGAACUAUCUUAUGAAUGUUAUACCUUCUUUGUAAAGUUUGUUAUAAGACGACCACUGUAAAAGUGUAAAAAUUGAUUAAAAUGUUCUAAUUUUCUUUUAUAUAAAAAAUAAGACAUUAUUGAGCUCAUUAUCAAAUGCCACCGUCAUUUUUUUUUUUUCAUAUUUUCAAGAUUCCAAUUUUUGUGAGAUUUCUGUCUUAUAGAAUAUAUUUGUUUUUAUUUAUUUUUUUGUUUUGUUUCAAUUCUGUUUUCUUAAUGAUUUGUGUUCUUUAUAUAAAUAAUGAUGAGCUUAAUAUUGAUCAAGUCUGUUACCUGGAAAUAACUAAUAUUCCUUAAUAAAUAUAUAGUUAAAGAUAGAAAUUAAUCAUUAUAAGUUAAUUGUUGUAUGUUUAGAGAGAAACAAAUCUUUGCAUUUUAUUGUUGUACUACCCAUGACCCAGUUUUUAUUUUAGCAAUUUUAUGCAGUUUUUUUUUACCUUUACUGGUAAUGUAUCUGAUUAGCUAAAAUUUUCUUUUCUUUAUAUUCAAUCAAGGAUUGUGUUUUGAGACUCAAAGGCUUGGUAAUUUAAGGGCCUCUUUCUAAUAUUUUCUCAGAAUUUUCCAAUCUAGUCUUCAAUUAAGCUGUUUGUUUUCCAGUAUAGGUUAGGUUUUCUUAAUUUUAUCUUGUUUCAGAUGCCAUGUUUGUAGUUGAUAUUUGAUAGGUGACAUUUUACCUGAAUUAAAGUUGUAUUAUAAGUCAUUGUUUACAUUAUUUUUCAUGUCAUGAACAUCUUCAUCGUAUUUUAAUAUAUCAAAUUAUAAUUUUAGGAACAAGAAUGUUUUUUACUCAAUAUAUAACUAAACUUAAGAAAAUAAUAUAUUCUUUCAAUGAUUUCUGUUACACAUAUGUUUACAAUCAAGUAUUAAACAUUUUCUAUUAUUGGUCAAAUUUUAUUUAUAAUUAUGUGAAUUAAUAAUUAGGAUGUAUUGUAAAAUAAUACUUUAAAACUAAUAUUUGAAAUAAAUUAUUGUAAAGUCGUAUAUUAAAACUAUGCUUUGUUGUAAAAUUAUUCUUUCAAAUUAAAUUUUGAAUAUAUGAACCAUAUUCUUUAGAAAAAAAAGGUUUAUUAAUAGCUAAUUGACAUUGACAGAAUUAUUUUAAAAACAAAAUAUUUUAAAGGAUAUUUAUCUUAUAUUUGAUAGAUUGUAGUUUUUCAUAAAUGUGUUUUUAAAUUAUUUAUAUUUUUAAUCUUAUAAAUGUCUUGAACUAUCAAAUUAUGUUCAAAUAUGAAAAAUCUAAGUCAAAUAUUUUCUUUUACCUUUCAACUGAAAUGAGAUUUUAAAAGGUGAAUUAUUCCAUCAUUAUAUAGUUUAAUAUUUAUUUUUUAAAAACAUUAAUUUUAUUUAAAUUUAUGUUUUAUUAAUGCAAAAUAAAAUUAACAUCAUGUUUAUGUUACAAAUGUUAGUUCCAGUUCUUAAAUAUUUAAAGGAAGGAGAUAACAUUUUUUUGGGAUUAUGCAAAAAAAUUAUUAAUAUUGAAUUAAGUGUUCAAAUGAUAGGGCCUGUGAUAUUAACACUGAUUAGAAUUUAAUUAUGUUUACUUCAUUUUCUAUUCUUGAUUUUAACCAUAUGUUUGCUUGAAAUCGCUGAUUUUCCUGUAAACAUUUUAUGUCUUUUAUUGUUUGUUUUUCUAAAUUUUCAUUAAGAAGGGGUUCUUUAGUAAACUCAAAUAUAUUUAAUUUAGCAUUUUAAAAUCAAGAACAGAUCUCUCAAUUUCAUAGAAAUCCAAUAAGCAUGCAUUUGAAAAAUGGAUAUUUGUUGUUAAAAUUAUGUAUGUUUAAAAAAAAGUUCUGAUUGGCAGGUUAUUCAUUAUUUUUGUGAGUGUUCAUAGGUUUGUUUAAUCUUGUAAUUUUGUUUUAUGAUACAUGUUUGCUCAUCUCUACAGUUAAAUAUUUUUAUAUUGUAAAACAAUCUAUUUUAUAUAAAAGACUGGUUCAUAAAUUGUAAUUGAUAAUUAUAUGUCCCUUGUUAAUUUGAUUUUCUCAAUGAUCAAAGAAUUAUAGUUUUAUAUAACUGGGUAUUUGUUUGUUAUGAUUAUUAAUCCCUUAUACAUUCACCUAUGAAUUUCAU
Nezara viridula (southern green stink bug) is the source of this 12956-nucleotide messenger RNA. The record is from the annotation of a GenBank genome assembly. NCBI's taxonomy places the organism in Eukaryota, Metazoa, Arthropoda, Insecta, Hemiptera, Pentatomidae.